UGCGUUCUUUGAGAUCAUAAACGCGCCACGUAUAUAACCGAUGCUCGGUUGAUCGGUUCCCUCAAUCGUGAUUUAAGCCUCGACGCGAAAGGAAACGGUGUUGGAAGCCUAAGAGCUGCGCGCAAUAAGAUGACAUCCGCCGUGUGGACCCUGCUACUGAUUCUCUGCUUGGUCGCGUCGUUCGACGUAGACGCCGCAACGAAAUCGCCGAAAAAUCUCUCAGAUUCGAGGGAAUCGAGCUCGGAGAGCGAGAAGGCGGGUCUUCCAUCCAGACUUCCGAGAAGGUUCCGGCAAAACAGCCGCACCAGGAGAGUGCACAUAGAGAAUCAAACCGGGUUCGAUGGGAAGGUGGAGAAGAUUCAUAUAAACUCCGAGGAAGACCUUCCAGGAGUUCGAGCGUACGGAAUGCCUAAAAAGAGUUUGAUGAGCAACGACGAUAUCGACCGGAUGCUGGGAAAGGAAGUCGAAGGGAAACUCGAAGUUGGUUCGAGACCCUUGCGCGCGAUCGAGGCCUACGGAAAGUCCAAAGAGCGCCUGGAGAACAACGGUGAAAUAGAAAGAGUGCAAUCGCCAGUGUCCAUGGGGCAUCAGGUACCAAGGGACGCAGGGGCGAGGGUGUCCAGGUCCAUCGAGGAGGAACCGAAUGAAAAGAUCAAAGGAGACUCUAAAGGUGACCCGGAGGACCUCGAGGCUCAGGACGCGAAGGUCUUCAGGCCGUUGUUCGUCUACAGGCAACAGGUGGCGAGGAGACAACACCGUCUCAACAAUCAACCGUACGGCUAUCGUGCGAAUCAGAUACCUCGCUACGGCCGACCAACAGUUUACUGACGUCCUUUCACCCGAUGACGCGUUCAACGCUUAAUCGACCGAACGAGGAACGAGAGUCGAGAUUUUGUUUGAGUUCGCGACGAACGUCCCUGAGCGGGUCGAUUACCAUAAUAAUGAUUAACCACCGAUUGUGUCACCGUCGCUUUGUGCCAUAGAAGAAAGCCACUCUCACUUAUUGACACUUCCAUUCGUUGUGUCAAUAAGUGAUUCAUGCGAUUGGAAGUGUCGAUAGAGCACUAGUCGGGCCUUGGUCGAACUUGAAGGAAAGUGACGUAAAUUUCGAGUUGCAGAAUGUUA
Messenger RNA from Hylaeus anthracinus, 1125 nucleotides. RefSeq lists its product as uncharacterized. The transcript has 3 exons. The record is from RefSeq and is a predicted model, not a curated record. The coding region runs from base 130 to 828 and encodes 232 amino acids. NCBI's taxonomy places the organism in Eukaryota, Metazoa, Arthropoda, Insecta, Hymenoptera, Colletidae.